AGUAAUAAGUGCAGUGGAAACAGCAGGUACAAAAAUAAAUAAGUACAAUCAAUAUUACAAUGAAGAAUCGCCAUUCGAUAAUAUAUACAGAGUUCAAAAUCCUAAUAUACCGAGAGAGCUUACUGAAAAUGUAUAUAACACAGCACUAAAGUCAAACAAACUUAUGUCUCAAUAUCCUCACAUUUUUUUAGACAAAAACUCUAACUCAAAAGAAGAAACAUAUUUUGAAAAUCAAUAUCAGGUUAAUGAUAAGCCAUACAGGAUUGUAGCAUCAGCUAAACCAGUGAUAACUGAUCAAGACAUGCUAAUAACUACUGAAUACAAUCUUGCUAAUGUUUUACAAAAUUUAAAUAUACCAAAGGAUGAAGAUAUGCUUGGAGCAAUAAUGCCCUCUUUAUCAGGAAGCAACUAUAAGAUUACAGUCAAAAUGUCACCAAAAAAUAAAACUGAUACAAAUGCACAAUUCAAAGAAGUUCAUACGACUGUUAAUAAAAGUUUUGACGAAAAUGGAUUCCGUCAUUACACUUUGCUUAACAUGUCCCAAAUAUCUAAAAUAGAAACGCUUAACAAAACUGACAAAAUACAAGGCGCGCCUUUGAGUGAUAACGAUCAAAAAAAUCAAAUCAAAGCGUUACUGAAAUUACAUAAAAAUAAUAUUGAUCGUCAAUUACACAGUUUAUUUACAGAAAGUAAUCAUUUAGAAAAAUUUCUUGUUUCAAAUAAAAUAUACAAUAUCGAUAGAACAAUUAACUUAUAUAAGGAUGAGGGAAAUAGUUCGGAGUCAGUAAAUGAAGAAAAACUUUAUUCUUUAAAUAAUUUGGAGUACAACAGUACUGAAACGACUUCUCUUACAACAAUAUCACCAGCAUCUUCAAAACCUGUACUUACAGAUAUAGUAUCAAUAACAACUGAAAUGCCAAGCAUUGAUAAAACCCUAAUAAUAGACACAAUCAAACAAAAUGAGAAAGUAACGUACGAAAUAUUGAAAAAAAUUGAUACAAACACUGAAGUACUACAAACUAUCCUUCAAAAAAUUUCAGAUAAAUUAGAUUUAGACAACAAAGAAAGUACAGCUGUUAAAACGACAGAAAAACCUACUGUUGAAAUAAAAUUUAAUCUCUCUAAAGAUUGGAAAACUCAUGGAAGAAAUAGAGAUUUAAUUCCCGUUCCUAGCGAAUUUAGAAAUGGUACUGUACCAUUUGUUUAUGCUUACCAAGAAAGUAUUCCAAUGAACAAUAAAGCACCAUCACAGUUAUGGGCCAGCCUGGUCUACCAGGGUCACAUAAUGUCAAAGCCAAAUGCCGAAAAUAUGACUAAAAGUAACUACAGAAAAUCCUCACAAAAAAUUGAACCAAAUGUAAAUAAAGACAAAACGAAAACAUUCAACGAGCCAGAACUUUUACUGAAGGAUUUGAACAAUUUCAAAAUAAUUCCAAAUGAGGAACGUGUAAUAACGGCGAAUAUUAAAAUAAACACAACUAAAGUGUAAAUUAUGGAAUCUUUAUUUUGUUUUAUAAGUAGAUAAAA
This is a messenger RNA of Bicyclus anynana (squinting bush brown), 1527 nucleotides long. RefSeq lists its product as uncharacterized. The coding region runs from base 164 to 1489 and encodes 441 amino acids. The transcript has a single exon. NCBI's taxonomy places the organism in Eukaryota, Metazoa, Arthropoda, Insecta, Lepidoptera, Nymphalidae. The record is from RefSeq and is a predicted model, not a curated record.